Messenger RNA from Vitis riparia (riverbank grape), 2934 nucleotides. Its product is annotated as serine/threonine-protein kinase EDR1. Lineage: Eukaryota; Viridiplantae; Streptophyta; Magnoliopsida; Vitales; Vitaceae. The transcript is spliced from 17 exons. Gene Ontology annotation, biological process: protein phosphorylation. The record is from RefSeq and is a predicted model, not a curated record. The coding region runs from base 333 to 2795 and encodes 820 amino acids. Gene Ontology annotation, molecular function: protein kinase activity; ATP binding.
AAAAGAAAAAAAGAAAACAAGAAAAAAAUAAAUCCCCCCAAUCUUUCUCUCUCUAAAAUCAAAUACCACUUCUCUAUGUAGAAACUGUUCUCUGGAGAUGUUGGAGGAGAGUUGAGAUUCAAAUGUUAUUGCUCGGUAGCGGAGGAGGACUGGUGGGCGAUUCAGGUGUUCGGAUCUGCUGGUGGUCAUAUGGCCUCCAGCUUAAGGAAUUUAGAACAAAGGAAGCUUGUGAACCAAUGAGGUGUUGUCUAAGAACUAUUUCAAGAUUGAAAAGGUCUUUUAUGGGGUAAGAAGUGGGGCGAAAUGGUUUUAGAUUCCAAAUAUUUAAGGACAUGGAGGAGACACGAGAUGAUGCAGGGCCAGCAGAGCAAGGGUCUCCUGUUACAACAUGGUGGCCAUCAGAUUUCAUUGAAAGAUUUGGAUCUGUUUCUCUGGUUUCUCAAGAAGAAAUUUUGAGUAAUAAAAAUUCUAAUAGCAUUACUGAACAAGAUGAGCUGUCAUCUCAGACAGCCUCACAAAUUCUCUGGAGCACUGGAAUGCUUUCUGAACCGAUUCCUAAUGGUUUCUACAGUGUCAUUCCGGACAAAAAGCUUAAGGAGAUUUUUGAUGAUAUUCCUACUCUGGAUGAGCUUUAUGCUUUGGGAAGCGAAGGUGUCAGAGCUGAUAUCAUUCUUGUAGAUGCUGUGAGAGAUAAAAAACUAUCUAUGCUGAAGCAACUAAUUGUGGCAUUGGUGAAGGGACUAAACUCAAAUCCAGCUGCAGUGAUUAAAAAGAUUGCUGGAUUGGUUUCAGAUUUCUAUAAGCGGCCAAAUUUGGAACUAAGUCCAGCAAAAGCUGCACUAGAGGAAACCUCUCAUGUGUCUGAGAAUCGAGUAGCCCAGUUACUGGGCCAAAUAAAACAUGGUUCUUGCCGUCCUCGGGCAAUUCUAUUCAAAGUUCUUGCAGAUACUGUCGGUCUUGAAAGCAGGCUCAUGGUGGGUUUACCUAAUGAUGGGGCUAAUGAGUGUGUAGACUCAUAUAAACAUAUGUCUGUGAUAGUCAUGUUGAAUUCUGGGGAACUACUGGUCGAUCUGAUGCGAUUUCCUGGCCAGCUGAUACCUAGAUCAACCAGGGCAAUUUUUAUGACCCAUAUUUCUGCAGCAGGGGAAAGUGACUCUGCAGAGAAUGAUUCUUGUGAUUCUCCCCUAGAACCAAACAGUCCUUUGUAUGGUUUUUCAGAUAGAGUUGACCCUGACAGUACUGAGAAAGAUGAGGGCCUUCAGUUCCAACGGAGAUUAGAAGCAUCAUCAAAUGUAUCAGGCCCUUCUUUACGGAAUGUAAUGCUGCGAUCUACCCCCUCUAUUGAUAGAAAAUUGAGUUUAUCGCAUAGUGAACCCAAUAUUGCUACUACUUUUUGGCGACGGAGCCGGAGAAAGGUCAUUGCUGAACAACGAACUGCCAGUUCAAGUUUUCUCAGUCCAGAGCACCCUUCAUUUCGAGCACGUGGGCGGUCAAUGCUUAGCGGUGAUAGGAAAUCAUUUAGAGAUUAUGCUGAUGACAUAGCUGCCUCAAGCUAUAGGUCAGAUGGUGCAUCAACGUCAACGUCAGAAACUCGAAGAAUAAGAAGAAGAAGCAUUAGUAUUACUCCAGAGAUUGGCGAUGAUAUCGUAAGGGCUGUACGUGCAAUGAAUGAAACACUGAAGGCAAACCGUCUUAUGAGAGACCAAGGCGAUGAUAGGGCAUUUUCCAGUAAUCCAGAUAUUCAAAAAAAUGUAUCUGAUUUCCAUCUUGAUGGUCAUGGGGAAAUAUCUCAUGGAAGCUCUUCUAUGUAUAGCCUGCCUAGGGAGCAAAUAAGUUCCCAAAAGGCAAUAUCGUUGCCUUCAUCUCCUCAUGAAUUUAGGAGUCAGACUUCUGGGAGAAGUGGAACUUCAGACAUUGUGAAUGAUGAAAUGGUUUCAAUCUGGAACAGGGUUCUUGAAAAACCAAUGUUCCAUAGCAAGCCUCUAUUACCUUUCCAAGAAUGGAAUAUUGAUUUCUCGGAAUUAACUGUUGGAACUCGUGUUGGAAUCGGGUUCUUUGGAGAAGUUUUUCGUGGCAUUUGGAAUGGGACAGAUGUUGCCAUCAAGGUUUUUCUGGAGCAAGAUCUUACUGCUGAGAACAUGGAAGAUUUCUGCAAUGAAAUAUCCAUCCUUAGCCGCCUUCGACACCCAAAUGUUAUUUUAUUUUUGGGUGCAUGCACAAGGCCUCCACGCUUGUCAAUGAUAACUGAAUACAUGGAGAUAGGAUCUUUGUAUUACUUGAUCCAUUUGAGUGGUCAGAAGAAGAAACUCAGCUGGCGUCGGAGAAUUAAAAUGCUGCGUGAUAUAUGCAGGGGUUUGAUGUGCAUACACCGGAUGAAGAUUGUCCAUCGUGACAUAAAGAGUGCAAAUUGUCUCGUCAAUAAGCAUUGGACUGUCAAGAUUUGCGAUUUCGGGCUCUCAAGAGUAAUGACAGACACACCCUUGAGAGAUUCCUCAUCUGCAGGAACUCCAGAAUGGAUGGCUCCUGAACUCAUCCGCAAUGAACCCUUCACAGAGAAAUGUGAUAUUUUCAGCUUUGGGAUGAUUAUGUGGGAGCUCUGCACUCUUAAUAGACCAUGGGAAGGCGUGCCACCAGAACGGGUUGUAUAUGCUGUUGCUCAUGAAGGAUCACGGCUGGAUAUUCCUGAAGGCCCCCUGGGCAUGCUUAUAGCAGAUUGCUGGGCAGAACCGCAUCAAAGGCCAAGCUGUGAGGAUAUCCUCUCCCGCUUGCAGGACUGCGAGUAUACCCUCUGCUAAAUCAAUCUGUGUAUUGUAUAGAACCUAAUAGUAGAGGUGUGACAAUGUGCUCUCGGCUUUGUAAACUUUAUUAUGACUUUCUUGUUGUAGAAACCUGUCUUUUUGGGUGCAAUCAAAAACAAUGUUUAGUUGGUCUGAA